Parasteatoda tepidariorum (common house spider) is the source of this 2768-nucleotide messenger RNA. Its product is annotated as A disintegrin and metalloproteinase with thrombospondin motifs like. Gene Ontology annotation, biological process: membrane protein ectodomain proteolysis. Gene Ontology annotation, molecular function: metalloendopeptidase activity. NCBI's taxonomy places the organism in Eukaryota, Metazoa, Arthropoda, Arachnida, Araneae, Theridiidae. The record is from RefSeq and is a predicted model, not a curated record.
AAUGAAGGAGUUUCAAGGUCGUGGCUGCAUGAAAUCUGGGCUACCGCUUCCUCCAAAGCACUGAUCCAAAACAUAAAGUACCUUUUCUCCAACUUGCCCAUCCCUUACAAACCACUGUGAAGAAGAUGAAAAUCAGAUGUUAAAUAAACAUCAAAUACAAAUCAUCUUCUUCAAUCUUCGUGAAAUGGGAUAUUUAAGAUAGACUGCCAAUUUAGGCUUGUUUAGAUGGUUUCGGGAUUAUCGUCGAAUUGCAUUGUGGAUUAAUUUGUGAAAGCUAAUUUAAUGAAAGUGGCGGAUUAUUUGUGGGAGUGCAUGCCCGUUUGGGGUAUGAACCUGCAAAUAUGACACCUAAGGAUUUGCCAACUAGGGGAUCUAAAUAUCUGUGCAAUCAUCUGCGGAAUAGUGUGUUGAAUCCGAAAUUAUUAGGAAGGUACAAGGAAGUGUUAACAUUCUAGGAAAGUGUGGAAUUACCAAGCCGCCAUAACGGAUUCCUCGAGCUUUGAGGGGUGGCCUUUCCCUUUCCUUCUCUUCUCCUCUGACCUUAAUCCCUGGUCCAAUGCAUUUCUUCCUCCCUUUCUGGAUCCUCACAACCUCAUUGGUAUUGUUAUGGGUUGAAAGUGCAAUCUCAUCACCUGUCAACAAUAACAAACUUCAUUAUCAAAUGUCACCAGAUGAGCUGCAAAGGAUAUUUAAAGUUAAAUCUCCUGAUUUAGUGCCAGAAUAUCAGAUAGUCAAUUUGCGAACAAUAUCUAAGCGAGAUACCUCAUCAGAAGACGUCAAACAGAUUCAUAUGUCAGCAUUUGGAAAGAAACUCCACCUUAAUUUAAGAAAAAAUUCAGAUUUCGAACAAAGGAUAAAGAAAAUGAAAGUUCUCAUGGCAGAAACAACUGGACCAGGUCAACUGAAUUACCACGAGCCACAAGAAAAUCAUUCUGACCAAGGAACUACUUAUCAUGAUGAAAAGCAUAUGGCAGCAGUCCUAAUGAGGGACGGAGAUAAUGGGCAGUUGGAAUUGGAAGGAACUAUUGGAAAUGAUCUUGUAAUACAUCCAUUACCACCGAAAAUGAUAGACUAUGAUGAAGGAUUUGUCGAUGAUGAAGUGUUUUUGGAUGAAGAUGAAGCCGAGGAACUGAAAAAGACGAAUGUUUCAAAUUAUCAAAAGCCAAAUUCUUAUUAUUCUAAAUUACAGAAAGGAAAACAUAUCAUUUACAAAAAGAAAUUGCGUCCGGUAUUAAAGGAUCACCAUUCAGAUUACUUGCCUUUAGAGGAAGAGUUUUUGGGAAAUUUUACGCACCACCGUUCUAAAAGACAAUCACCGGACACAGUAUGGCCCGAAGUACUUUUGGUCGUAGAUUAUGAAUCUUAUAUUCUUCAUGGUGGCAACAGUAGAGAUGUAAAAAGAUAUUUUAUCAGCUUUUUCAAUGGGGUGGAUUUAAGGUAUAAACUUUUACAUCAUCCGAGAGUUCGUAUUAGUUUAGCUGGAAUGAUUGUAGCGAAAGAUCGGGAUGCCACGCCAUACUUAGAAAGAAACAGAUUAAGGGCACCCAACGCAGACGCUGUAGAUGCAGCUGGUGCUCUCACAGACAUGGGGAAAUACUUAUAUAGAGAACAUCGGUUGCCAACGUAUGAUCUAGCAGUGGUCAUUACGAAACUCGACAUGUGCCGAAGAAGAUUCCCCAAUGGACGAUGCAAUCGUGGUACAGCAGGAUUUGCGUACGUUGGAGGUGCAUGCGUUGUAAACAAAAGAUUAGAAAAAGUCAAUAGUGUUGCAAUUAUUGAAGAUAGUGGUGGAUUCAGCGGAAUAAUUGUUGCAGCCCAUGAAAUAGGCCAUUUAUUGGGUUGUGUUCACGACGGCUCUCCCCCUCCAAGUUACCUCGGAGGACCAGGAGCUACUCAUUGUCCUUGGGAAGAUGGUUUCAUCAUGAGUGAUUUGAGACACACAGAACGAGGUUUCAAGUGGUCUUCAUGCAGCGUAGAGCAAUUCAAACAUUUUUUGAAUGGUGAAACAGCCUCAUGUUUAUUCAAUUUCCCCCACGAAAAUGAUCUUUUAGUUCGAGUUCUGCCAGGAACGAUGCUUUCAUUAGAUGAUCAGUGCAAACGAGACAGAGGAACAACUGCAUGUUUUAAAGAUGCAAGAGUUUGUGCACAACUCUUUUGCUUUGACACAGCCUCUGGUUAUUGUGUAUCGUACCGACCAGCUGCUGAAGGAUCUGUCUGUGGUGACGGCCAGGUUUGUAAAAAUGGGCGAUGUCUAGCUGAAUUAGAAAAUAUAAUUCCCGACUACAGUCAUGUCACAGAGACUUAUGUCAAAGCUGAAGAACGAAUAGAUAAUCAUAAUCAGGAUGAAAACAUUGAAACAAGGAUACCAGCGACGACGUUACCGCCACCACAAAGAAGAGCUCGUAUCAGAAGGCCAAAUAGGAGACCCAUCAGAGAUGUCUCUGAGAAAGAAAAUUUAGUUGAAAUGUUUUCUAAACCUAACUUAGAAGACAAAGUAGAUUACCAGGCAUAGAACACCACCUGUGAAACUUGAUCUCAAUAACAAGCCUAAACACUGAAUGAAUUCAGUUCAGUAUCGUCCAACAGCCAUUCAUCCAUAAAAGCCUAUAUUAUCACUUUCAAAGAUAGGCAGCAAGCAAGAAGGUCAAAAUACCUCAUCUAAGGCCAUCAUAUAUUUAUAAAUUACAUCAAAUUGCAGCAUUUCAUUUUCAUCUGAUAUAUAUUAAGCAUUAUAUAUCUACCACGCACUUUUAGACUGAAACUAAAAU